Molecule: messenger RNA, 3187 nt
Organism: Polyodon spathula (Mississippi paddlefish)
Lineage: Eukaryota; Metazoa; Chordata; Actinopteri; Acipenseriformes; Polyodontidae
Product: src substrate cortactin-like
Exons: 15
Coding region: 95-1705 (536 amino acids)
Biological process (GO): regulation of actin filament polymerization
Cellular component (GO): site of polarized growth; plasma membrane; cortical actin cytoskeleton
Molecular function (GO): actin filament binding
Source: RefSeq, a predicted model, not a curated record
ACGCGCAGCCCCAUCUCUGACAGGUGGGUCGAGGUGUGGAUUCGACUCGGAGCCCCAGUUCUGAGUUUCGUGCAAACGACCCGUCGACACAACGAUGUGGAAGUCUGUGGUGGGACACAACGUCAGUGUGAAAGCGGAGGCGGAGGGGGACGACUGGGACACGGAUCCUGAUUUUGUGAACGAUGUGUCCGAGCAGGAGCAGCGAUGGGGUGCGAAGACCAUCGAGGGAUCGGGGCGCAGCGAGCACUUCAGUGUGCACCAGUUGCGGGAGCACGUGUCGAAGGAGCACGAGGAGAAGAAGAAGAAGGAGAUGGCGGAGGGGCCCAAAGCCUCGUACGGAUACGGGGGCAAGUUUGGGGUAGAGAAAGAUCGCAUGGACAAGGUUGCCAUGGGGCACGGCUACGUGGCAGAGGUGGACAAGCACUCCUCUCAGACCGACGCGGCUCAAGGGUUCGGGGGGAAGUACGGGGUGCAGAAGGAUCGCAUUGACAAGACUGUCCCUGCACUGUUUGUGACCUCUGUGUUCUCCCACCAUCUCUCUCCCCCUCCCCCUCUCUCCUGUUCAGAUUACUCAAAGGGCUUUGGAGGGAAGUACGGUGUGGAGCGAGAAAAGGUGGAUAAAGCAGCAUUGGGGUACGACUACAAGGCAGAGACAGAGAAACACGAGUCCCAGAAAGAUUACUCAAAGGGCUUUGGAGGGAAGUACGGUGUGGAGCGAGAAAAGGUGGAUAAAGCAGCAUUGGGGUACGACUACAAGGCAGAGACAGAGAAACACGAGUCCCAGAAAGAUUACUCAAAGGGCUUUGGAGGGAAGUACGGUGUGGAGCGAGACAAGGUGGAUAAAGCAGCUCUGGGGUACGACUACAAGGCAGAGACAGAGAAACACGAGUCCCAAAAAGAUUACACCAAGGGUUUUGGGGGGCGCUAUGGUGUGCAGACAGACCGCAUGGAUAAGGGCGCCGCCUCCUUCACUGAGAUGGAGGCACCAACGUCCUCCUAUCAGAAAACCCAGCCCGUCGAGGCAUCGAGCAGCGGGGCCAGCAGUCUGAAGGCACGCUUUGAGAACAUGGCCAAGGCGACGGGCGAGGAGGACCGCCGGAGAGCCGAGGAGGAGCGAGCGAGGAGACAGGCCCGUGAGAAGAGAGAGCAGGAGGAGGCACGCAAGAGACAGCAGCAGGAAGCAGAGUUGAGCACCAGAGAGGAGGAGGAGGAGCCUCCUGCUCCAAAAGCCCCUGCCAUACCAUCCUCAAGAGCCCCGCAGGCGCCUCCAGCACUGCCCGAGAGACGAAGAGAGGUGCCUGAGCCAGUGCCUGAACCAGAGUCUGAACCAGAGUCUGAACCCUGCUACAGGCAGGUGGAGGAGCAGGAGGACCCUGAGUACGAGGAGCCCCCCGAUCUGCCCCCACGCUUGGUGGAGAUGCCCAGCACGAAGGAGGAGGAGGAGGAGGAGGAACCGGGAGUCUACGAGGAUGUUUCAGUACUCACAAGCACUGACACAGCUGCAGAGAAUGAGUACGAGGAGGCUCCAGCAGGCCUGUGUGCAGUGGCUCUCUAUGAUUACCAGGGAGAGGGCGAUGAUGAGAUCUCCUUCGACCCGGACGACAUCAUCAGAGGCAUUGAGAUUGUGGACGAGUCGUGGUGGAAGGGGCAAUGCCGCGGCCGUGUUGGGCUGUUUCCUGCCACAUACGUGGAGCUCAUGCAGUGAACGCCUCCUGUGGCCUUGGCUAUUCUCACAUCUCUCUAUCUUGCUCUCUUUUGCUCUCUCUCUCUCUCUCUCUCUCUCUCUCUCUCGCUGUGCUGCCAGUAAUGCAGCAUCGCACUGUAAUUAAUCCAGGCAGUUUCAGCUCCUUUUGAAAUGUUUAAGAGUAUGACGCAGCAGCAGCAGUGUGUUUGAGCCCCAGCCCCGCUCCCCUUGCCAGUGCCCCAGCAGCAGCAGUGUGUUUGAACCCCAGCCCCGCUCCCCUUGCCAGUGCCCCAGCAGCAGCAGUGUGUUUGAACCCCAGCCCCACUUCCCUUGCCAGUGCCCCAGCAGCAGCAGUGUGUUUGAACCCCAGCCCCGCUCCCCUUGCCAGUGCCCCAGCAGCAGCAGUGUGUUUGAGCCCCAGCCCCGCUCCCCUUGCCAGUGCCCCAGCAGCAGCAGUGUGUUUGAACCCCAGCCCCGCUCCCCUUGCCAGUGCCCCAGCAGCAGCAGUGUGUUUGAACCCCAGCCCCGCUCCCCUUGCCAGUGCCCCAGCAGCAGCAGCAGUGUGUUUGAACCCCAGCCCCACUCCCCUUGCCAGUGCCCCAGCAGCAGCAGUGUGUUUGAACCCCAGCCCCGCUCCCCUUGCCAGUGCCCCAGCAGCAGCAGCAGUGUGUUUGAACCCCAGCCCCGCUCCCCUUGCCAGUGCCCCAGCAGCAGCAGCGUGUUUGAACCCCAGCCCCGCUCCCCUUGCCAGUGCCCCACCAGCAGCAGUGUGUUUGAGCCCCAGCCCCGCUCCCCUUGCUAGUGCCCCAGCAGCAGCAGUGUGUUUGAGCCCCAGCCCCGCUCCCCUUGCCAGUGCCCCAGCAGCAGCAGUGUGUUUGAACCCCAGCCCCGCUCCCCUUGCCAGUGCCCCAGCAGCAGCAGUGUGUUUGAACCCCAGCCCCGCUCCCCUUGCCAGUGCCCCACCAGCAGCAGUGUGUUUGAGCCCCAGCCCCGCUCCCCUUGCCAGUGCCCCAGCAGCAGCAGUGUUCGAGCACCAGCUUUUUUGUCCUUGAAUUCAGACUAGGCUCAGAUAUUACAAUGCAAGCCAUAAUAAGUUCAGGUAGAGGACGUGGGGCUCCACAGUCUCAUACCUGGAAGAGGUCAUGUUUAAAAGUAGCUGGAGGUGAGAUCAUUCCCUAGCACUGCAGCAUGUGUCUCUGUGCUGGAUGAGGCCGGUCCUCGUGUGUAUUGAAUGCAGUGUACCUGCAGUGCCGGGUAUUGUUCACAUGGAACCCAAAGGUGUGAUAUGAAUGUGGAUACGCACCGGGAGUAUCUGUAGCGAGCUGUGCAGAACACCAUGGCUUUACCAGGAUGUGCUUUCGGACAGGCACUCGCUUUGUAGUCUGGGCUCUUAUUGUUGUUCACUUGAUGAUUGUCAUUUCUUUUUUUAUUCUUACAAGACUGUACAUAUUGUCAUGUAAAAGCAGAAGAUGUGCAAUGAAAUAAAACAGAUGCUUAAAGUAA